UCGGGAAGGGAAGCUGGAGAAGAAGGCGGGGGAGGCACAAAGGGUGGAGGCCGUGCAGCAGCGCAGCCAGAGGGGCGGCUGAAGGUUGCAUCUGCUGGAAGAAGGCUUUUCGGCUGCCUGGUAACCGGCUGCCAGAACAGAGAGAGAGGGAGAGAGAGGGAGAGGAGCAUAGAGCAGGGCAGCAGCUCUUGACGUCAGGACCAAGGGAGAGGAUCGUGCCAGCAACCCCAGCCCGCCCCAAAGCCAGACCAGCCUACUGAGGGAGAGGAGCCCGACAAGAGGGGCAGGCGGAACUGAGUGGGGGGCGCGAGAGCCCUUGGCUAGGGCGCAGCAUGCCCCCUGCUCCAGAGCCAUGGAGAUCGCCCUGGUGCCCCUGGAGAACGGAGGUGCCAUGACCAUCAGAGGAGAAGGUGAGGCAAGAGCAGGCUGUGGUCAGACCACCGGAGGAGAGCUUCAGUAUCCUCCGACGGCUGGGCUUAGCGAUGGGCACAAAGAGCAGGCUCCAAGGGGGCGCAGCACUCAGAGGGGCACGGACCCAGGAGGGAGACCUUUGCCUCCGCUGCCUCAGGAACUGCCUCAGCCUACACGGCCCACUCCAGAGGAUGAGGAGGGAGAAGGCGACCCCAGCUUGGGCAUGGUGGAGGACCAGGUACCAGUACUGGGAGCGGGGGCCCUUCACCACCAGCGAGUUCUCAUAAACAUCUCUGGGCUGCGCUUCGAGACGCAGCUGGGCACCUUGGCACAGUUCCCCAAUACCCUCCUGGGGGACCCAGCCAAGCGUCUGCGCUACUUUGACCCUCUGAGAAAUGAGUACUUCUUCGACCGCAAUCGGCCCAGCUUCGAUGGCAUCCUCUACUACUACCAGUCUGGAGGUCGCCUGCGGAGGCCAGUCAAUGUCUCCCUGGACGUGUUCGCAGAUGAGAUCCGCUUUUACCAGCUGGGGGACGAGGCCAUGGAGCGCUUCCGGGAGGACGAGGGCUUCAUUAAGGAAGAGGAGAAACCCCUGCCCCGUAACGAGUUCCAACGUCAGGUGUGGCUUAUCUUUGAAUACCCAGAAAGCUCUGGGUCUGCACGGGCUAUUGCCAUCGUCUCCGUCUUAGUCAUUCUCAUUUCUAUCAUCACCUUCUGCUUGGAGACCCUGCCUGAGUUCAGGGAUGAACGUGAGCUUCUUCGACAUCCCCCGGUGCCUCACCAGCCUUCUGCCCCCGCCUCAGGGACCAAUGGCAGUGGGGCCAUGGCACCUCCCUCUGGUCCGACAGUGGCCCCACUCCUGCCUAGGACAUUGGCAGACCCUUUCUUCAUUGUAGAGACCACGUGUGUCAUCUGGUUCACUUUUGAGCUGCUUGUGCGCUUCUUUGCCUGUCCCAGCAAGGCAGAGUUCUCCAGGAACAUCAUGAACAUCAUUGAUAUUGUGGCCAUCUUCCCCUACUUCAUCACCCUGGGCACGGAACUGGCAGAACAACAGCCAGGGGGUGGAGGAGGGGGUGGCCAGAAUGGGCAGCAGGCCAUGUCCCUGGCCAUCCUCAGGGUGAUCCGCCUGGUCCGGGUGUUCCGCAUCUUCAAGCUCUCCCGACACUCCAAGGGGCUGCAGAUCCUGGGGAAGACCUUGCAGGCCUCCAUGAGGGAGCUGGGGCUGCUCAUCUUCUUCCUUUUCCUUGGAGUCAUCCUCUUUUCCAGUGCCGUCUACUUUGCAGAAGCAGACAACCAGGGGUCCCACUUCUCCAGCAUCCCUGAUGCCUUCUGGUGGGCAGUAGUCACUAUGACCACCGUGGGCUAUGGGGACAUGAGGCCCAUCACCGUGGGUGGUAAGAUUGUGGGCUCUCUGUGUGCCAUUGCUGGGGUCCUCACUAUUGCCCUGCCUGUGCCCGUCAUUGUCUCCAACUUUAACUACUUCUAUCAUCGGGAGACAGACCAUGAAGAGCAGGCAGCCCUGAAGGAAGAGCAAGGCAACCAGAGACGGGGGUCUGGACUAGACUCUGGAGGCCAAAGGAAGGCUAGCUGGAGCAAGGCUUCCCUCUGCAAGGCUGGGGGGUCCCUGGAGAAUUCCGACAGUAACCGGAGGGGCAGCUGCCCCCUGGAGAAGUGUAAUCUCAAGGCCAAGAGCAAUGUUGACUUGCGGAGAUCUCUGUAUGCCCUCUGUCUGGACAGCAGCCGGGAAACAGACUUGUAAAGGGAGGCAGCAGAGUGGGGAACAGGGGUGGCCUCUGAAGCUGGGGAUUUACUUUAUACCACAGAGUAUUCCAAGUCCACCUUGUUACUGAAGCCUGUUUUUCUCUUCCUCCUACCCUCUAACUCCCUAUUUUCCCUCUUUUUUCCAUGACACCAAGGGUCGCCUAUUUUUAAAAAAUACCACAUUCCAUGACGCAGGAGCUGUUGAAAUGGUGAGCGCUGUGAGAUGGAUGUAUUUUAGCCAGUUUCCUAUACCCAGCAGAGGGAUAACCCAAACAAAAAUGACUUUAAAUAGCUCAGAUCCCAAGAGAUUUUGUAGCUCUCCCCAUCCAUGUGUUCCAAAUUUGUUUUACAUAUUAUUAUAUUUGUGUAUAGGAGACAAUAUUAUUUUUAUGGCUGGUGAGUGAAUUUUUGUACUGUAGUUCAGAUGGAGAAUAUUUGCAUUUAUUCUCAAGAUAUAUGUUGAAUUUAUGGAAAAGAGUUUUGUGAUGUUUUCCUGGGAUACUUGGAGCCAGAGAUCCUGGCAUGGCUGUUUCUUCAAGUCUCUCUUUUCUGGGAUGUGAUAUGGGUGCUUUGUAUCUAGGGUAAGGAAUGUUCUGGAAAAAAAAAAACAAAAAACAAAUCUGACUUUUUCUGUGAGCCUUAAGUGAUUCUUAUAACUUUCUUUGAAAAGCAUUUUAAUGGUGUUAGAGGAAGACUUCUGAUAAUCCAUUUUCCUUAUUUUUAUCCCAGGAAAUAAAUUGUGACUUACUUGGGGCAA
Marmota monax (woodchuck) is the source of this 2929-nucleotide messenger RNA. It is a transcript of the gene Kcna5, whose product is annotated as potassium voltage-gated channel subfamily A member 5. Gene Ontology annotation, cellular component: voltage-gated potassium channel complex; membrane. The coding region runs from base 353 to 2170 and encodes 605 amino acids. Lineage: Eukaryota; Metazoa; Chordata; Mammalia; Rodentia; Sciuridae. The transcript has a single exon. Gene Ontology annotation, biological process: protein homooligomerization; potassium ion transmembrane transport. Gene Ontology annotation, molecular function: protein binding; delayed rectifier potassium channel activity. The record is from RefSeq and is a predicted model, not a curated record.